Hippoglossus stenolepis (Pacific halibut) is the source of this 702-nucleotide messenger RNA. RefSeq names its product axonemal dynein light intermediate polypeptide 1-like. Bases 1 to 702 code for a protein of 233 amino acids. The transcript has 5 exons. Lineage: Eukaryota; Metazoa; Chordata; Actinopteri; Pleuronectiformes; Pleuronectidae. Gene Ontology annotation, molecular function: dynein heavy chain binding. The record is from RefSeq and is a predicted model, not a curated record. Gene Ontology annotation, cellular component: filopodium; axoneme.
AUGAAGACAAGGAAGAGUCCUAGCAAACGUGAUGACUUGUCCAGCCAUCAUACGCAGACUGUGAACUUCAACCAGGAUCCACAACCUCCUCAACCCCAAACCACCCACACUGUGGACACUGGGAAGACAACUGUGGAUAUCCUGAAUGAAAUCUCUCCUCCCUGGGAAUUUAUGAAGAAGCAAAACAUCUCCAGUGCUCCUGCUUCAAGACUAGAUGUUAUGCGCCUCCAGGAACUCCUGGACACAAAGCUGAAGCAGAGGCAGGCCAAGGAAAGAGGCAUCUGCCCUUUCCGCAGGGAGCUCUAUUCCCAGUGCUUAGAUGAGCUCAUUCGACAGGUGACCAUCACAUGUUCUGAGAGGGGUCUGCUGCUGUUGCAGAUUAGAAAUGAGAUUCAAAUGACGUUGGCUGCCUACGAGACACUGUAUGAAAGCGGUGUGGCUUCUGGAAUGAGGAAAUACCUGCAGGCUGAGCAGGGCAAGGUUGACAUGGAGAAAAGGAUUUCUGAUAUGGAGAAUGAGAUACAAGACCUCAGGGAGGAAUUGGAACAACAGAAAGAUAAAUGUGACGAGAUUGAAAGGAACGCGAACGAAAAGCAAGAGUGGGAGAACGAGAGGCUCACAGGGGAAAUAGACUCCCUCAAGAGAGUCAGUGAGGAUCUUAAGGUGAGAAAACGUGCUGUUCUUCAGAUCAAGCAUCAGUAG